Molecule: messenger RNA, 1773 nt
Organism: Theobroma umbraticum
Lineage: Eukaryota; Viridiplantae; Streptophyta; Magnoliopsida; Malvales; Malvaceae
Source: RefSeq, a predicted model, not a curated record
ACAUCGAUGAAAGGAUAAGAAUGCAAAAGACUGCGUUAAGAUGACUUAAGUGGUAUGUUCGGUUGUCUGCAUGCAGUCUUUUCUUUAAAGUCCAGUGCAGAAAUAUUGGAUUGAAGCUGUAUCGCCAUAGGUCUGGAGAAAAGAAUGAAGAGUGUGAAAGGAAAGUUUUUGAAGAAGCUGAAAUCAAUCAAACCAGUUGGUUACCUAAAGCCAGAUCGAGUUCUUCAAGUAUUUGCAAUUGAUGGGUUCAUUGAUUCUUGUCCCAAGACCCCAAAUCUCAAUGAACAACCCAAGUUGUUCAGCAAGGAAUCAGAGCAAGACAAGAUUAAAGAGAGCUGUGUGACAGUUGAACAACAUCCCGAAGUCAUUGAUGUAGCAGAGCUAAUGAAAGAUCUUGAAGACGACGAUGAAGAAAUGGAUUGGGUUGAUGGGGUUGAUGACAAAGAGAAUAUUAGGCCGACAAUGAAGGCAAAUAUUGAUGUAGUUGUUGAGCAAGAGAAUGUGAAUUAUCCCGUGAAACAUGAGACAGCGAAUCGUAGGCAGAGCACCCCAUUAUCGGAGAUUGAUGUCUCCUCCUUUCGGAAGCCGGAUUUGAACUCUUGUACUCUCUUCGACCCUAACCUACUGGCUGCCUUUGAACAAGCUGUGAAGGAGCAUAUCAAGAUGAGUGAAGAAGAGAGAAAAGCAAGAAUUGAGCAAGAGAAUCUUGAAAAGAGCGAAAACGAGCCCCCACAUAAGACUCGCCGCAUAGAUGAUGACCUUGCUGAUGUUGUUGUUGAUGAUGAUGAUGAUAAUGAGGGUGAUCCUCUUUUAGGCUUUGAAGAGAAGUGUCCUCCUGGAGGUGAUGGAUCAGUCAUCCUUUACACGACGACUCUCAAAGGAAUAAGAAAGACUUUCGAGGGUUGUAACAGCGUCAGGUUUCUAUUGGAGAGUUUCAGGGUCAUUUUCUACGAAAGAGACAUAUCGAUGCAUACAGAGUACAAGGAAGAGUUGUGGAGGAUUUUGGAUGGCAAAGUAAUGCCUCCAAGGCUUUUCAUAAAAGGGAGAUACAUUGGUGGAGCAGAAGAGGUUCUCACUUUGCAUGAGCAAGGGAAGCUUAAGCUGCUCUUUCAAGGCAUUCCUACUGAUACAUCCAAUGCCCCCUGUGAAGGCUGUGCCGGCGUUAGGUUUGUACUUUGUUUCAAAUGCAACGGCAGUCACAGGAUCAUUACCGAUGAUGGGUUGUCCAGCAAAUGCCUGCAGUGCAAUGAGAAUGGCUUGAUUAUUUGCCCCAUUUGCUGCUGAAUAUGGCUGUCACUCUCCUUUGCUAUGUCUUCUCUUGAUUCUACUGUAUUCUUUUUGGGUGUUAUCAUAGACAUUUGUCCAAAUCCUUGGUAUUCUUUUUAUGAACAGAAGAUGGAAAUUGCCAGAUACUAAUGUAAAAUUGAUAAAUAUACUGAAUUAAUGUAUCAUGCUUUUGGAGCUUUCCAAGCUUCCUCUAUGUUUUGUUGGGAAUAUAACAGAUACAAUUCCACUUCCAACAACACAUUUUGGGAUUCAAUAGUUUAACAUUGCUUUUGGCAGCUUCUUCAUUUGCUCCCAGUUGAUCCUUGUACCUAUUCAGAUUCAGGCAUGCUUUGGGGAGGUAAUUUUUCGAGAAGAUCCUGCAAAAUAUACAACUCCAGGAUGACAGCAGUUGGAACUUUGGGUUACUUCCCUUCCUGGCAGAGAGUUGAAAUUUCUUACUAAUAAGGUAAAAACAGGCAUCUUUCUCCACCUGUAUUACAAGUGUGC